Messenger RNA from Neltuma alba, 1382 nucleotides. Its product is annotated as persulfide dioxygenase ETHE1 homolog, mitochondrial-like. Gene Ontology annotation, cellular component: mitochondrion. NCBI's taxonomy places the organism in Eukaryota, Viridiplantae, Streptophyta, Magnoliopsida, Fabales, Fabaceae. Gene Ontology annotation, biological process: hydrogen sulfide metabolic process; glutathione metabolic process. The transcript is spliced from 9 exons. The coding region runs from base 311 to 1183 and encodes 290 amino acids. Gene Ontology annotation, molecular function: sulfur dioxygenase activity. The record is from RefSeq and is a predicted model, not a curated record.
CUGCUCAGUCGUCCUGCAAUCUCUGUAUUAUAGUGUGUGUAUUUCAUCUCCCCCGUCGGGCCCAUUGCCAGAAAGGCGGAAGUUGCUCAGUCAUCCUGCAAUCUCUGGUUGAGUCAUCAUCUUUUUAAAUAAGAUAGUAUAUGUGACAAAACUGUCACUACCAAGCGCCUGACUUCCAAUUAUCUUCUUCAAACGGCGGUUUUAGCUAAUGCUAAUCUGAUCGAAACCCACGUCCUCCCAUUGCUGUUUUUCGCAACCAACAAUACCCACGUGCUUUAUCUACGUUUUUUCCAAGUUAUUUUUGGUCCCGAUGCUGUGUCUUCAGCUUGUCAGAGUCUCUCUCUCUGCUUCCAAAUUCUCCACCGCUUUGCCUCUAGCUCCAAUUUCUAGAGUAAUUCCCGGAACUUCAAGGCUCAGAUCAUCAAUGGCUACUUACUCGACUUUGUCUCAGUCGUCUAAGCUUUUGUUCCGUCAGCUUUUCGAGAAAGAAUCCUCAACCUACACUUAUCUCCUCGCUGAUGUUUUACACCCCAAUAAACCAGCUGUGUUGAUUGACCCAGUAGAUAAGACAGUGGAUAGAGAUUUAUCACUCAUUCAACAAUUAGGACUAAGUCUUGUGUAUGCCAUGAACACCCAUGUACACGCUGAUCAUGUCACAGGGACAGGCCUCAUUAAGAGCAAAGUUCCAGAUGUAAAAUCUGUCAUUUCAAGAGCAAGUGGUGCAACAGCUGAUCUGUAUGUAGAGCAUGGCGAUAAAGUCAGUUUUGGUGAUCUCAUUCUGGAGGUUCGUGCUACUCCUGGCCAUACAGUGGGCUGUGUGACCUAUGUGACAGGAGAUGCUUCUGAUCAGCCUCAACCUAGGAUGGCAUUCACAGGAGAUGCCCUGUUGAUUCGUGGAUGUGGAAGGACAGACUUUCAGGGUGGAAGUUCAGAGCAGCUAUACAAGUCAGUGCAUUCACAGAUUUUUGCAUUGCCCAAGGAUACGUUACUCUAUCCAGCUCAUGAUUACAAAGGAUUCACGGUAAGCACUGUAGGGGAGGAGUUGCAAUACAAUCCCCGCCUCACAAAGGAUGAGGAAACUUUCAAGAAUAUAAUGGCAAAUCUUAAUCUUCCAUAUCCGAAAAUGAUUGACAUGGCUGUCCCUGCAAAUAUGGUUUGUGGAAUUCAAUCAAAACCAACCUGAGCAUUUGGGAACUUCAUUUGGCUGUCUCCCUGUGACGUAUGGUAAGUUAUGAAACAAAAAUAAAACGACGCUUGUGGGUCUUGAAAGUGUUUGCUGCAGUCUGUAAAAUUAAACUGCAAAGGAUAAUCUGAGCUUAGUGAUAUUACUUAUUGUUCUGUGAUAUAAGUAAUGAUAACUGGUUAGAUUUCUUUCUUUCUUA